AAGAUGAAAUUCGUCUUCGGCUUCAUUUUGUUGGUAUCAGCCCUGGUAGCCAUCUCCCCUCAACAAUUCCAUCAGCAAAGAACAGGACAACAAUGGUUGUCACAGUAUCACCAGCUACCAAGAACUUUCCUCUAUAAUCAACGUCAACCAGCAGCGUCUCUUUACUACGAGCCUGUCGAUGCAAAUAUCCCAUUCUUCCGUUAUUCAAGACCUAACAUUCAACCCGCACUUAUCUAUCCGCAGAAUGAGGAGGGAAGCUAUCAAGGUGCAUUCGACGGAAUCCCUCAGUAUUACAUCGACAACAAGCAAAGCGUUCAGCAGAAGAACCAGGACCUGCUGUUGAAGCAGGUGGGCCAAGAUAACGAAGAGAAAAAAGCGUUUACGGUCUUUCCUUAUGUGAGACCUAUCGCGCCCUCAGCCGUUUAUUCACAGGCUGAUGGAGACGAGUCAAUCAUAGAAUUGCUUGCCAGUCAAAACUUAUUCGCGGAUGGUCCGAGUAAAGUAGGUUAUUCCCGUCCCAAGUUAGGCUUUCAAAAUGAAGACGAUAAACUAGGAAAAAUAAUUCCUGUUAUGGCUCAGCAACAUAUGACCAACCAAAAUCAAAUGGCUAACGUCAAGCCAAGAAUAAAGAAUUUCGGCUUUUAUCAAGGUUUGUCCGCUGGCAACCAACAACAAAAUGCCCGUCUUUUUUACCUCGAUGGCUCCAAUUUGCUGUCGAAAACCCUGACCGUUAAAGUUACUUCAACAUGCACAACCAUUAGUAUUGUGUCGUGCAUUCAGAUUACUAAUCUUGAUCCAAGCGACCCACCUGUGCCUUGCCGUCGAAAGCGUAGCCCUGAAGUCGAUCACGCCCUCGAAAAAGACGAGAGCCAAUUUCCAAUUAAUCCUUCAAAAGUGGAAAUUGUAACACCCACCUUGGAGCCUUUUUUGUCGAUUCUACCACAUGAUCUCAUCCAGACUCCGCCAGUAGAGAUGGCCUCAUCGAAAGAAGAGACACUCCAUAACAACGACGAAUCCAACAGCCUAGUGACAUACAUGGCAAAGCAGCAGAGGGAAGAAAAAGCUUUCAAGUUUAAUAUACAGAACUUCUUGACGUAUACAACAGUGACCAUCCUUGGGUCGAUCGUCACGAGCACCCUCACACAAACAUUUGUUCCUGCAGCAGCACUUGCUUGUUUACCUGCCGGUUACGUUCUUUGUCCCUUGUAACCCAAUGCAACCCUUCAAAAUCCCACAAGGUAGUGUAAGGGUAAGGGGCAUCUGUUGUUCGAGACCAUCACAAGCAGGAACUUGGGUGGCUUUUGAGCAAACCCUUUACUAUAUAGAUUUUAUCUAAACGGCAAUUGUAUGCCAUGAACGUAGACGUAGAGCAAACAAUGAUAGCCACCUGUAUAUUUCAAGGUUAGAAAUAUAAAUAUACAAUUCUGGCUAUAAA
Messenger RNA from Daphnia magna, 1435 nucleotides. RefSeq lists its product as uncharacterized. The record is from RefSeq and is a predicted model, not a curated record. NCBI's taxonomy places the organism in Eukaryota, Metazoa, Arthropoda, Branchiopoda, Diplostraca, Daphniidae.